AUGGAAAAUGUGCGGAAAUCAACGAGACGUCGAUGGUUCUCGAAUUCGAGAUUGGUAACAGAUACCCAGGAACCACAAGACAGAAAACUGUGUGUCUCAGAAGACGACAAAGGCUACAAAAUUUACAAAUGUCGCCAAUGGGAUGAACGAUUUGAAGUGGAAGUAACAACAAUGACAGCCCAGGGAAAGAACAUGAAAGAGAAGGUAAUUGCGUUAAAGCCCACAAUUCUGUUCAACAUGAAAGGGAUGAGAAUCACUCUUAAUACGGUCACCAUACCGCCUACACCUGAGCUUACAUCCACGUUCAUAAGUGAUGGAUCACAAAUCGCCUCAUGGAGAUAUGAUACAGCAACUUCACUAGUCUGUGACUCCGAGGAAGCGGCGAUUACCAUGAAUUGUUCAAUGAAUUCGAUCUGCGUCUGCGAGCCAGCAGAGAGCACAGUAAACUGCGCCUGCAACAACAUAAAUAUCACAAAAAUCUUCAAGACAGAAGUGGAGAAUCGCCUUCCAGCAAGAAGACCAUGGAUAAAUUCAGCAGCAGUUCGUCACGAUCCCUCGACAUUGUCAGCACCUAUACCUUCAUUUUUGACAGCAGAACUUCUUGUUCACGUCAUAGACAAGUUCGACAAGACAGUCAUCAAACUUACCGGGUUUAGGUGCAAAGUGAGAAAUGCAAUGGUUCAAGGAUGUUACAACUGCCCAUAA
Molecule: messenger RNA, 705 nt
Organism: Necator americanus (New World hookworm)
Lineage: Eukaryota; Metazoa; Nematoda; Chromadorea; Rhabditida; Ancylostomatidae
Exons: 2
Coding region: 1-705 (234 amino acids)
Source: RefSeq, a predicted model, not a curated record